AUGGAGGCGUGGGUGCGCGACAAGGUGUCGCGUCUGAACUUGGACGCCUCGGUUUACGUCGAGUACGCGCUCGGACUACUUCAAGAUGAGGACAUGGAUGUGUCUGAACGUGUGGCCAGCGUGAUCGCCGUUUUCUCAGGAGCAGCGGACGGUCUCGUGGCUCAAGACGUGAUGGACCAGACACUUGACGAGCUUAAGAUGACGCAGGACGUCGAGAAGCUGCGCCAGGCCGAGCAGCUACAGUCCCAGCAGGAAGCGGAACUCAAGCUAGCGGAAAAGAAGAUGAAAGACCUGCAGAUCCGCGAGAAACAGCGUCAGGAGGCCGAGGAUGCGGCCGAGCGCGAGAAGAAGAAAGCUGCGGAUCGCCUCAAGAACAUGACACGCGAGGAGAUCGCAGCGCGGGAGCAACUUAUCAGCGAAUAUGGUUUCACAGUCAUGUCUGAGUUUGACGAGGAUGGCAACGUGGGCCCACUAACUCGAACAGACAAAGAGUGCAACAGGCACAGAAACGCCAUGCGCGAGAAAAUGAAAAAGGAACACGAGAAAAAAGUGAAAUACGAGAAGGACCUGCUGGCUAAGGAUAAGGCACGCAAAGACAAGGCCAAAAAGAGAACGAUGAAGAAGGAGAAGCAACGUGGCUGUGGUUAA
Molecule: messenger RNA, 648 nt
Organism: Phytophthora infestans T30-4
Lineage: Eukaryota; Oomycota; Peronosporomycetes; Peronosporales; Peronosporaceae
Exons: 2
Coding region: 1-648 (215 amino acids)
Source: RefSeq, a predicted model, not a curated record